Anguilla rostrata (American eel) is the source of this 5648-nucleotide messenger RNA. RefSeq names its product LHFPL tetraspan subfamily member 4a (gene lhfpl4a). Gene Ontology annotation, biological process: sensory perception of sound; gamma-aminobutyric acid receptor clustering. The record is from RefSeq and is a predicted model, not a curated record. Gene Ontology annotation, cellular component: inhibitory synapse; postsynaptic membrane; plasma membrane. Bases 497 to 1210 code for a protein of 237 amino acids. Lineage: Eukaryota; Metazoa; Chordata; Actinopteri; Anguilliformes; Anguillidae. The transcript has 4 exons. Gene Ontology annotation, molecular function: GABA receptor binding.
GUUCACUCUGAUGGGAGGUAAAAACAAAUCUAUUAUUAAUACUCACUGUGCUGAAUCGAAGGGAAGAAGACAGCUUGUCAUUUUUUGCAAUACAUUUUUGAUGUUUUUUUUUUUUUGCGAUAUGAGGUCAGUUACUUUGGCUUUUUCUUUGCUUUUUGAAAGUAGGAGGAAGGGAAUCGCAUACGAUUUUACUCAUCGUUGGUGAAUCACUUCCCAAUGUUUAAUUAAUUAUCUCAUUUAAUCAUUUUGGUAGUGAAAACCCGCACGAAAAGGUGGAAUCGUGGCGUAUUCAUUGGCUCUGAAUAUUAAGAUGCCACUCUGCCGACCUUCAUAUUAUUAUUAAAAGCAUUUUUUAUUACCUUUAAAAAAUAAAAAUAAAACCCCACCUCUCACAACAGGAACAUUUUGGCGAACUGACGGAGGAAGCUAGGGGGAGAUAGAGACGAGGACAGUGCAAAAAAAAAAAAAAAAAAAUACCAGAAUAAUAUUGAAGAAAAUGCUGCCAUCGCAAGAAGCCUCCAAGAUUUACCAUGACAACUACAUGCGAAACUCCCGGGCCAUUGGGGUGCUGUGGGCGAUAUUCACCAUAUGUUUCGCGAUCAUUAACGUUGUGGUGUUCAUUCAGCCCUACUGGAUCGGGGACAGUAUGAAUACCCCGCAUGCCGGGUACUUCGGCUUGUUCCAUUAUUGCGUGGGGAACGGCAUCUCCAACCGAGAGCUCACUUGCCAGGGCACCUUCGCCGACUUCAGUUCCAUCCCUUCCAGCGCCUUCAAAGCGGCCUCCUUCUUCGUACUGCUGUCCAUGGUCCUCAUCUUGGGCUGCAUCGCGUGCUUCGCUCUGUUCUUCUUCUGCAACACCGCCACCGUCUACAAGACAUGCGCUUGGAUGCAGCUACUCUGUGCCGUGUGCCUGGUCCUGGGGUGCAUGAUCUUCCCGGACGGCUGGGACGCGGAGGUGGUGCGGGACAUGUGCGGGGAGGAGACGGGGAAGUACACCCUGGGGAACUGCUCGGUGCGCUGGGCCUACAUCCUGGCCAUCAUCGGCAUCCUGGACGCCCUCAUCCUCUCCUUCCUGGCCUUCGUGCUGGGCAACCGGCAGAACGACCUUCUCCAGGAGGAGGUCAAGGCCGAAAACAAAGAUUUUGCCGUAUCCAGGAUUGAGAUCCGGGACAGCAAGGACCCGAGAUUCGGAGUCCAGCGUUUCCACUAGGCUGACCUCCCCCACCUCCGCCACCUUCUGCUCCUCCUUCUGCUCCUACUCCUGCUCCUACUCCUACUCCACCUACUUUCCCUCUGUUCUUCAGGUCAAAUACCCCACCUCAACCUGGAGGCUGUUCAUACAGCCGUUUGUAAUAUAGAACUGGAAUGGAAUCAAAUUCACAAAAGAGAAAAUAAUAUACAAAAACACAUCUGUUUGAAGAAAAAAAAAAAACAUUUUAAAAAAGUAAAAAAUAAUCCACUGCAGCUUUACAAAAAUCAACACCUCUGGGAAAAAUAAGAAAUUACAAUAUAUUAUUAAUAUUACUUUUCAUUAUGAUACUGAAGAUGUUUAUGCUUGCAACAGCAGUAUUUAAUUAUUAAUUUAAAUAUUCUGUUAUUUUAAUUUAUUUAUUCAUUUAUUUUAUGGUGGAAAUUAAAUCAUUUCAGCUUUCCAAAAAAAGAAAAGGAAGAAUCCAAUUAUGUGCAUACGUAUCAUGGUAAACUUUAAAUAGCACUUUGGUGCUACUCCAGAGACUUAAGAAGAUGACAACAAAGAAGAAUUUUGUACAGCACACAGUGUAGUUUGGAAAGCAUUCUUUUCAGACGAACGACUGAACACUUCCCCAUUUGUACAUGUGGUUUACUUAUGCGGGCUUCGAGGAGAGAACAGCAAGGUUGUAAAUAACACGUUUUUGAGGAAACAGGGUAAUGACUGCACAGGUUUACUGGUCCACCCGUUGUCCAUCAACCUUUGGCCAUGGGCCUCCCCAUAGGUCACGUGAUCAAGACCUCGUUCAUUCAAGUGCAGAAUUUCAACUCAAGAGAUUUAAUUUUGCCACAUAACCACCUGAUCCAAAAGGUAAGGACCUUGUGACCCCAGAAAAAAGCUAGCAUUUCAAAGGACGACGCUUGAGCGUGUGGAGAGGCGCGAAAGAGACUCGACCUCGCCGCUCGAGAUCGACAGACGCGACAUCGUCCACUGGGCGCAAUCCCAGAAUCCCCUCUGACUGCUUUGACUCAUUCCUUAGACUUUUGUUUCAACUGCGUUUCAUUUGAUUAAUUUCCUAUGCUUUAAAUGGGGUGCAAACACUGAGGGAAAAAAAAAAUGCCUUCUCCCCCACAAACUAUGAUCUUGUGUUUUUCUAAUUCCUAAUUUGAUUUUUUAUUUAUUUAUUUUUUUGCCCUGCAUGCUGCAUUAUACUCAGGCUGUGAAGAUAAGGUGGUUCUGCUCUGCAGUUGAAGCAAUGUGCAUGGGAGUAUGUUACAGUAAUGGCCCGACUGGCUGUCUCACACCGUUACACACUGUGCUGUCCAGAUCUGUAGUAUGGCGUGGCAUUUCCAUAGCAGUUUUGCCCUUAGGGGUCCUUAAGUAACAUCAUCUUUUAGAUGUUUGUGAUUUUAGAAUUACUCUCUUAAUUGUUUCAGUGUAGACAGUGGUGUUAUUGCUUAGUUUCCUGUUCUUUGUGGUUCAGCGGAGUGUGCCACAGAGAGCAAGCCAUCCACGUGAUGCGUCUUACUGUCAUUUCUAUUCAAAAAGCCCAUUACAAUAUGUCCACAACCAAAAAAAAAAAAGAAAAAGAAAAAGAAAAAACAACUGGGGAAUGAAAGCCAGUGAGUAAAUAAACCUUUGAUAACUUUUGACAAUUUUGUAUUAGUCUAAAAGUUUGUCGUGUUGUUGUAACAAGGUUAACUGUUGCAUCGAACACACAACGAAAGAAAUUCUAGCUUUUUAUAAACAGGGAUGCAAUUUAACAUUUCUCAAAGACAAAAUCACUUCUAUUGCCAGUAUCAAAAAGGCCUCUAGUUAUAUAAAUUAUAUAUUCAUGAACAAUUUAGAAAAUUUAGGCAAACCAUCUGCAAAAAGAGGAAUAAUAUUGUCCUAUUUCUGAGUUACCAAACCUCGCCAUUUAAUGGAUCACUGAAUUAGCCCUUAGUGUAGAUCACAAAUACUCAGAUCUGGCCCUCAAGGUCAGUUGUACUGCUGGUUGUCUCUUCUGCCUGAUAGUCCAGUAAAGUCAGUGAUUGGCCGGAGAUUACACUCACCAAGUGCAUCAUGUUUAAAUCAGUGAUUAGAGGGGAGGACCGUAAGCACUACUGACAACGAGGGCCAGAUCUGAGUAUCUCUGGUGUAGACCAUGUCUCCCAACUCAACAAACAGCUUCAGUAUAAGCUGGUAUGAAUACAUAUUCAUAUAUAUUUGUAGAUCAUAGCAAUCUCUCAGGAAACUGCAGUGUAUACAAAUAUUUUUAAAAAGUAAAUGCAGGAUAAAAAAUAAUGUGAUCUCCACAUUGCAGCAUAACACCUAAAGAGUACAUAAAGCCUGCUACGGCUAAAGGGGAAGAUUAUUAGCAACAGGUGUAAGUGUUAAUGCCCAGAGGCUGUUUUUUCUCUUAUGAUUAGUGGAGCGAGUUCUGGGUCACCUGCGAGUCCCUGUGAUCUGUUAAUAGCACAGGCCCUUGUGUUAAAAAAAAAGUGUGCAACAACUUGAAGUGAGAUUUAAACAACUGUCUUUCAUUAAAUCUGACUGGCUAUCGCAGUAGUACAGAAAAUAAAAGAGAUGGCUGAGAAAAUAAAUAAUAGACGCUUCAAAGGGUAAAGAGCAAACUCCAAGUACUGUAAUUCACAAGUAGAUACACUGUUUAAUCAAGCUACUGUCAAAUAGAGAAUGAGACAGAAAAUAGUAUUUAUUCGUUGUAAAUUCUCAAACUCACGGUGACGCGUAUGCAGUGUCACAGAGUUGUGAGCAGGUUAUAUAGUGUUUCAGUAUGAACCAUGCAGCUGUGCAAAAGGUGCAACAUCUGGGCUUAUCCCCAGGCUGAAAAUGUUUACAAAAAAAUAUAAAAGAAAUAAGAGAUUAUCGAUAUGUUUUAUAAUGCAAAACAGCUCAAACAUAUCCCUCAAAUCCUGUUACUGGCUUGAUAGCAAUGUAAUGUUCAUAACCUUUAAGAAAAUAUUCUUAUUCAGAGGAGUUAUCUGAUAUGGCUGGUAACUUUACUUUGAAACUGAGUGGAAAAAAAACAAAUAAAUAAUUUUCCCGUUUUACUCUCAAUAACACCUUCAGUCUCCGCUCAUAUUGUAUGAUGUAAAUGUCAGUGACAUGAGAUGGCAUUCUGAUGAAUUAUUUUGAUUUCUUUAGUUGAAGAAAAAGUGUUACCUGUUGAAGUGUUACUCGAGAUAACUCGAAAGCCUGCCCCGGGUUUUUGAUCCACUUCAAACGGCCAGGAAACCUCACCACCUUUUCAGAAACACCAGGGGAGGCCAAAUUAGCGUCUUCAUGCAGGCCGACAUGAGACCUGCUUUCUUCUAAUCUAUAGUGCAAGGUUCUGUGAUAUUGUCUGUUGGAACAGGAUUACCUCUUAAGAUGGUAAACUCCUCUGUACGGUGCUCGUAUUCCUCCUCCUGAAAGCCCCCCGUGUGUGUAGCCUCUACACACAGCCCAGGCACUGGAGAUGACUCUUCACAGGAGCUGUAGCAAACAACAAAGGAAGAGGAGUUGAUGGAGAGACACAGGGGAAAACAAAAAGCUGAAAUUCGAAUCAACUGGCAACCCCCGCCAUGCCUCCCCAACCCAACCAAAUCAAAGAAAUGGCUCCCAAGGGAAAUACAGUCACAGAACUGUCCAGACCCCCAAAGCCCAUGUUAAGGAUCACUGUCAAUGACAAUUUGUAAAUGCAUAAGUUUGAUAGUUUUCAUAUUAGUAUUAAUAGUGUUUGGAAUAACUGCUUUCAUCUUCAGCCACUGUCUUCUAAAAGUGGACGCCAUGCCAUGGGGAACAUUUUCGUUCAUCUGAAUGACCCAUCCAAAUUGAGUGCUAGAUAAUCUGGCCAAAUUCUUGGAGAAGGUUGAUGAAAAAGAGUAGACGCAAGUUAGUGUGCUUUCCCCCCACUUCUUCCUGUCUUGUUCUUUUUCACACAUUUUGUUUUUAUCAAGUAAUUCUGACUGUAGCAUCCAUUUAUGACAACGCUGCCCUGACGAUCCUGUAUGCCUGGAGCCAUUUUAUUGCGGAAGUCUUAUUUUGCUGCUUUGCACAGUAGUUACAGAAGGUCAAGAGAUUGUAUGGGAGGAGAGACAUUGUGAAACUUUUAAUUGAGCCACAUUUCUCUGAGAUUUUCACAGAAUGUUUAGCAUGCCCCGCGCGUGAGCCGAGCUCACAGAUUCCUCAGAGGAGGCACCUGUCACGUUACAGAUCUGAUUAUUCACGCAUUCUCCUUAAGCUCAGAAGAUUCACAUGCAAACAGACACAACAGGAAGGAAUCAUUGCGUACCAGCUGGGAGCACUGAUAGGAGUCAUUCCCACUUUAAUGACUCCUCACUGUGGUAGAUUAUCCAAAUUUGUUUGACUACACCAUGCAUUCUUAUAAUACAGGCAAACCAUGAUAUUACAUGAUAUUUUAGCAUUGUUGCUGGGAAUUAAGUUGAAAAAAGUUUUCUGAAAAUUACCCCCCCCC